AUGGAUAGAGCUUAUGAGAUGGAUGAUAGGGUUUUAUUAGCAAAAGGAGCUCAGGACAUUGCUAAGGAGGCCAAAAAACAGGCAGUAAAGAAAGCAAACCGAGCAGCAGAUAGAGCUCAAGAUGGCUACACUGAAAGAUCUUACAGUAGAUUCCAGACUAAAGAAGAAAAUGAUUAUUAUAAUCAAGAUGGAAAUUAUGAAGGAGAAGGAAAUGAGGACGAAGGAUCAAGUGACGCAACUGAAGGACAUGAUGAAGAUGAUGAGAUUUAUGAGGGAGAGUAUCAAGGAAUCCCAAGUACAGCCCAGAACAAAGACGGAACUGCAGCUUUAGGACAGCAAAUCACAGAUGUUUACAAGGAUCGAAGUGAAUUGGAGACAGAGCGAAAAGCUGAUGAAGAAGAGCUAGCACAGCAAUAUGAGUUAAUCAUUCAAGAAUGUGGGCAUGGACGUUUUCAGUGGGCCCUCUUUUUUGUCCUUGGGAUGGCACUAAUGGCAGACGGAGUAGAGGUUUUUGUGGUUGGAUUUGUAUUGCCCAGUGCUGAGACAGAUUUGUGCAUCCCCAACUCUGGAUCAGGGUGGCUUGGUAGCAUAGUAUACCUUGGGAUGAUGGUGGGAGCGUUCUUCUGGGGAGGCUUGGCAGACAAGGUGGGAAGGAGACAGUCUCUUCUGAUAUGUAUGUCGGUCAAUGGAUUCUUUGCUUUCCUUUCAUCAUUUGUCCAGGGUUAUGGCUUCUUUCUCUUCUGUCGAUUACUCUCUGGAUUUGGGAUUGGAGGCGCUGUUCCAGUUGUAUUUUCAUAUUUUGCUGAAGUACUUGCUCGAGAGAAACGUGGAGAACAUUUAAGUUGGCUUUGCAUGUUUUGGAUGAUUGGUGGUAUCUACGCAUCUGCCAUGGCCUGGGCAAUCAUUCCUCAUUAUGGAUGGAGUUUCAGCAUGGGAUCUGCAUAUCAGUUCCACAGUUGGCGAGUAUUUGUUAUAAUGUGCGCCCUGCCUUGUGUUUCUGCUGUGGUGGCACUUACUUUCAUGCCAGAAAGUCCAAGGUUCUUGCUUGAGGUUGGAAAACACGAUGAAGCUUGGAUGAUUCUCAAACAAAUUCAUGAUACAAAUAUGCGAGCUCGUGGCCAACCUGAAAAAGUUUUCACAGUUAACAGGAUCAAAACGCCAAAACAAAUAGAUGAACUUAUAGAAAUAGAAAGUGACACAGGCACCUGGUACAGGAGAUGCUAUGUCAGAGUGCGCACAGAACUGGAUAGUAUCUGGUUAACAUUUAAGAGGUGUUUCACGUAUCCAGUCAAGGACAAUACAAUUAAGCUUGCAAUAGUUUGGUUUACUCUUUCUUUUGGGUACUAUGGAUUGUCUGUCUGGUUUCCAGAUGUCAUUAGGCAUCUACAAGCAGAUGAAUAUGCCAGUAGAGCGAAGAAUUUUAGCAAUAAGAGGAUCGUGGACUUUGAUUUUAACUUUACUCUGGAAAAUCAGAUCCAUUUAAAUGGGACAUUCAUCAAUGACAGAUUCACAAUGAUGACAUUCAAAGCAGUUACUUUUCAAGACUCCCUUUUUAAGCACUGUUACUUUGAGGAUGUUACUACAUUGAAUACAUAUUUUAGAAACUGCACUUUUAUAGAGACUUUUUUCUUCAAUUCAGAUCUUGAGCCAUAUAAAUACCCUGGCAGUGAAUUUGUGAAUUGUACGUUCUUUCACAAUAAGACAGGGUGCCAAAUUUCAUUCGAUGAUGAUUACAGUGCCUACUGGAUUUAUUUUGUCAAUUUUCUGGGGACUUUAGCAGUAUUACCAGGAAAUAUUGUCUCAGCUCUUCUGAUGGAUCGAAUUGGACGUUUAACAAUGUUGGGUGGUUCUAUGAUUCUUUCUGGAAUUAGCUGCUUUUUCCUAUGGUUUGGUACAAGUGGAUCCAUGAUGAUAGGCAUGCUGUGUCUAUACAAUGGCCUUACCAUCUCAGCAUGGAACUCUCUUGAUGUCAUUACUGUGGAGUUGUAUCCUACAGAUAGAAGGGCAACUGGCUUUGGCUUUUUAAAUGCACUCUGCAAAGCAGCAGCUGUUCUUGGAAACUUAAUAUUUGGUUCUUUUGUUAUCAUUGCCAAAUCAAUACCUAUUCUGUUGGCUUCUACAGUUUUAGUGUGUGGAGGUUUGGUAGGACUUCGACUUCCUGAUACCAGAAACCAAGUACUGAUGUAA
Molecule: messenger RNA, 2187 nt
Organism: Thamnophis elegans (Western terrestrial garter snake)
Lineage: Eukaryota; Metazoa; Chordata; Lepidosauria; Squamata; Natricidae
Gene: SV2C
Product: synaptic vesicle glycoprotein 2C
Exons: 12
Coding region: 1-2187 (728 amino acids)
Biological process (GO): chemical synaptic transmission; transmembrane transport
Cellular component (GO): membrane
Molecular function (GO): transmembrane transporter activity
Source: RefSeq, a predicted model, not a curated record